CCCUCCGAUCUUACCUGUCUCGUCCGACCUUCUCUGCGUCUGUGGAAAUGGCGUCUCUGUUGAAAGAGUCGAGAAAGGCGAAGGGGAAGCGCAAUGCAGAUGACAUGGAGAUUGACCAAGACCAUGGUCCCGUCAUGAAGAAGCCUAGGAACAAACAGAGAGUGCUCAUGCUCUCCUCGCGCGGGAUCAACCAUCGCAUGAGGCAUCUCAUGAAUGAUUUGGAGGCUUUGUUGCCACAUGUGAAGAAAGACUCGAAGCUGGACUCCAAAAAUCACUUGCACCUUCUUCCCGAGCUAGCCGACCUCAACAACUGUAACAAUACUCUGUAUUUUGAGGCGCGGCGCCAUGAAGACCUAUACAUGUGGGCCGCGAAGACGCCGAACGGGCCGAGCAUCAAGCUACACGUACAAAAUAUCCACACCAUGGACGAGCUCAAAAUGACGGGCAACUGUUUGAAGGGGAGCAGAGGAAUUCUGAGCUUCGACAAGGCAUUCGACGAGAGCGAGUGGGGGAAGCUAACGAAGGAGGUGUUUACUCACAUUUUCGGCGUACCACCACAAGCGCGAAAAGCAAAACCUUUCAUCGACCAUGUUCUCACUUUCUCCAUUCUCGACAGCAAGAUCUGGUUCCGUAACUUUCAGAUUAUCGAGAAGGACCCGUUACAGCCCAACGGGCCACCCCAGAUGUCUCUCACCGAGAUAGGGCCCCGGUUCGUCCUGACUCCUAUUCGUAUCUUCGAGGGCGCAUUCAGCGGCGCGACAGUAUACUCCAACCCAGAAUUCGUUACGCCUGCGGCAGUCCGAUCCGCAUUGAAGCGUGAGAAGGGCGACAAGUACGGCAAUCGGAAACAUGCGCAGGCAGAGCGUGGGUUGCGCAAGGACCUCAGAAGGCUGGAGGAAGACGAGUUGGCUGUGUCGAAAGUAUUCACAUGAUUGUUGUUCAGUACGAACACUUGUCACCAUCGGGGUGACCUUCCUCGGUGUGUCUUUGGCCUAGCCAGUCUAUUCCUAGACUUGCAGCGCAACCCUACGUGCCAUGUUAUGUCAUGCACUAUUUCACUCGCUAUCCGCGAUGUAAUGGAUCA
Dichomitus squalens LYAD-421 SS1 is the source of this 1084-nucleotide messenger RNA. RefSeq names its product Brix-domain-containing protein. The transcript is spliced from 5 exons. Gene Ontology annotation, molecular function: rRNA binding. Lineage: Eukaryota; Fungi; Basidiomycota; Agaricomycetes; Polyporales; Polyporaceae. Gene Ontology annotation, cellular component: nucleolus. The record is from RefSeq and is a predicted model, not a curated record. Bases 48 to 932 code for a protein of 294 amino acids. Gene Ontology annotation, biological process: rRNA processing; ribosomal large subunit assembly.